Messenger RNA from Orycteropus afer afer, 954 nucleotides. RefSeq names its product olfactory receptor 4P4-like. NCBI's taxonomy places the organism in Eukaryota, Metazoa, Chordata, Mammalia, Tubulidentata, Orycteropodidae. Bases 1 to 954 code for a protein of 317 amino acids. Gene Ontology annotation, molecular function: G protein-coupled receptor activity; olfactory receptor activity. The record is from RefSeq and is a predicted model, not a curated record. Gene Ontology annotation, biological process: G protein-coupled receptor signaling pathway. Gene Ontology annotation, cellular component: membrane. The transcript has a single exon.
AUGGAAAGCCAGAGAAACAUCUCAGAAUUCAUUCUUUUGGGAUUUUCUCAAGACCCAAACAUACAACUCUUUUGCUUUAUGUUAUUCUUACUCUGUUAUGUUUCCCUCUUGGUAGGAAACCUUCUGAUCCUCGUUACCAUUCAAUGCAGCUCCCUUUUUCACCAACCAAUGUACUAUUUCCUCAGCCACUUAUCUUCUAUGGACAUCUGCUACACCUCUAGUGUCACACCCAAACUCAUUGGUGAUCUGCUAGUGGAAUCAAAAUCCAUCUCUUAUGGUAAUUGCAUGCUACAAGUCUUUACCAUGCAUUUCUUUGGUGGUAUUGAAGUCUUCAUUCUCACUUCAAUGGCUUUUGAUCGCUAUAUUGCUAUCUGCAAACCUCUCCACUACAUGAUCAUCAUGAAGAGAUCAAAGUGUCAUCUUAUGGUCUUAGCUGCAUGGGUUGGUGGGGCAGUCCAUUCUUUUCCUCAACUGUUUAUGGCAAUAAUGUUACCCUUUUGUGGUCCCAAUGAGCUUGAUCACUAUUUCUGUGAUACAUUUUCUUUGCUAAAAGUUGCCUGCACUGAUACCUACAUCACUGGUGUACUUGUGGUUGCCAAUUCAGGUAUAAUUGCCUUAGUAACGUUUAUUGUCUUGGUUGUUUCUUAUGCCAUUAUAUUAUUCACCUUAAGAAAUCAUUCAGCCGAGGGGAGGCGGAAAGCCCUGUCUACUUGUGGCUCUCACAUCACUGUGGUGAUAUUAUUGUUUGGGCCUUCAAUCUUUGUCUACCUCAGACCUCCUACCACUUUCUCUGAGGACAAAAUAUUUGCCCUCUUUUACACCAUUGUUGCUCCGAUGUUCAAUCCUUUAAUUUAUACCUUGAGAAACACUGAGAUGAAAAAUGCUAUGAGAAAAGUUUGGUGUCAAAUUUAUGUUAAAAGGAAGCACACAAAUAAUUUCAAGACUAUCAACUAA